Molecule: messenger RNA, 2690 nt
Organism: Tuber aestivum (summer truffle)
Lineage: Eukaryota; Fungi; Ascomycota; Pezizomycetes; Pezizales; Tuberaceae
Source: the annotation of a GenBank genome assembly
GCCAUACCACUCCUUGCACAAAGCUUCCAUACCACCUCUCUACAAACGAAAGCCAAUAUACGAGGUCGAUAUCACUCAACAUGUCUGCUCAAGACGCUCCGGUGUUCGAGCACGGGCCUUGCGCCAACUCGAAGGAAUGGGCUUCUCAGCUGGAGACCCUGAAGGAUCUUCCAAAGUCUUACUCACUUUCGAAAACCUUAGUUUUCAAACCAAGUACGUACCGGUGUCCCUUGUGGGGUUCAAAGAAUUAUGAGACCUAUCCUCUCGGGAUUCAUGUAUGGCCGCUUCUCACAGAGGUAUAGAAACCCCCAAAACACAGACCGCAAAUUUAGUUGUAGUGGUAGCAUUAGAAGAUACCACAACCCCUUCCUCCGAGGUCCAGAAGACUCUAGAUACCAAAGACACCCGUCUGGCGAACGAAGAUGCACUGAAUGCGGCGCUUGGAGUUAAGCCCGCCGAUGUAUCCCCCCUGACAAUCACCAAGGAUAAUUCCUCAGCUGUCCAAGUUCUCCUUGACCAGCGUCUUGUUGAUGCUCCCAAAGUUGCUAUUCAUCCUUCGGGAUCGAAUACUACUUCCUUUGUCUCCGGUGCUGGUCUUAAGCUCUAUCUCGAAGAAACUGGCGUCAAAGUUACUCUCCACACCUUUAACGCAGCCACCGCCGAGUAAGUUUUACAUAGGCGUGACUUGGCCACUUGGACCCCGACUAACCUAUGGGAUAGGCGCCGCAACGAGGAAAAGCCGAAAGUAGACCUCCAAAGGGCCCCCACCAAACCGACCAAGACCGUCGACGCUAGAAUUCCAGAUGCGGAACUUAUUGGGAUCACAACUCAGAAGGAAAUCGACUUCUCUAAUUGGUACCAACAGGUUCUCACCAAAGGCGAUAUGUUAGAAUAUUACGAUAUCUCUGGAUGCUAUAUUCUGAAGGUUCGUAGAACUAUAUUCUGCCACCCUUCAGAAAGCUAAUUCGAUUAUCAGCCAUGGUCAUUCGGUAUCUGGGAGAAAGUCCAAGACUGGUUCAACAUAAACAUCAAAUCAAUUGGUGUAGAGAACUGCUAUUUUCCCAUGUUCGUCUCUUCAAAGGUCCUCGAACGUGAGAAGGAUCAUAUCGAAGGCUUCGCCCCUGAAGUUGCUUGGGUUACUAAAGCGUAUAUCACCCCCCCUGCUAUAAAUAAAUAUCAAAUCACUAAUCAUUCCCCAGGGGCCAGAAUGAGCUCGAAGAGCACAUUGCCAUCCGCCCAACCUCCGAGACUGUCAUGUACCCCUACUAUGCAAAAUGGAUACGCAGUCACCGUGACCUCCCUCUCAAGCUAAACCAGUGGAACUCGGUCGUCCGUUGGGAAUUCAAGCACCCCCAGCCUUUCCUCCGUACCCGCGAGUUCCUCUGGCAAGAGGGCCACACAGCGCACAUCUCCCAGAAAAAUGCUGAAGAAGAGGUCUUACAAAUCCUCGAUUGGUACGCUGGUGUCUACUCCGAGCUCCUGGCUGUCCCAACCAUCAAAGGCCGUAAGACUGAGAAGGAGAAGUUCGCUGGGGGUCUCUUCACCACUACCUGUGAGGGAUACAUCCCUACUACCGGUCGCGGAAUUCAAGGAGCAACAUCCCACUGUCUUGGCCAGAACUUCUCCAAGAUGUUUAACAUCAUCGUCGAGGACCCGUCUUGGAAAGAGGGCGACCCAGAAGAAGCCAAGAAACUCUUCGUCUGGCAAAACUCCUGGGGACUUUCCACCCGUGUCAUUGGCGUCAUGACUAUGAUCCACGGAGACAACAAGGGUCUCGUUAUCCCUCCUAGAGUAGCCCAAUACCAAGUCGUCAUCGUCCCCUGCGGUCUCACCGCAAGGACUACCGAAGAAGAGCGCAAGAGGCUUCUUGAGAGUGUCGAGGACAUUGCUUUAACGCUAUCUAGGGCCGGCAUCCGUGUCAAAGCAGAUACCCGCGACACCUACUCCCCGGGAUACAAAUUCAACGACUGGGAACUGAAGGGCGUUCCGGUAAGAUUGGAGUUUGGGCCCAAGGACAUGGAGAAGAAGCAAGUCCUUUCUGCUCGUCGUGAUACUGGUGUCAAGGCCGGUAUCCCCCUUAGCAGUCUCGCAGAACAGGUCCAGACACUCUUGGACACUAUUCAGAAAGACCUAUACGAUAAAGCUAAGAGGUCAUACGACGAGCAUACCGUCAUCGUCAAGAAAUGGGAGGACUUUACUCCCGCCUUGAAUGCUAAGAACGUCGUCCUCAUGCCGCAUUGUAAGCCGCCUUUCUAGACUUAAACCCCGCCAAUAACCGAUAUACUAAUAGAUUACAAUAAUAGGUGAUAAAGAGGAAUGCGAAGAGGAAGUUAAAGAACGCAGUAAAGGUCGCAAAGACGAUGACCACGCCCCAGAAGAUGCAAAAGCUCCGUCGAUGGGUGCAAAGUCCCUCUGCAUCCCAUUCGACCAGCCAAAAGGUGACGACGCCAUCAUUCCGGGGGCAACAAAAUGCGCACAGUGUGGUGAAAAUGCUAAGGUUUGCCCCUCCCUCUUCCUCCCUCAGUAAGAGAUAUAUAUAUAUAUACUAAUGGCGCAAAUAGCACUACACCCUCUUCGGAAGAUCCUACUAGACAUGGCCUCUCAUAUCUUUAAUCUUCGUCUUUUCUUUUCUUUUUAUAUAUUUUUUGUUGGGGUUGAUUCGGGAGUGCCUUAAAACUUACUGCUCUUUU